This is a messenger RNA of Sarcophilus harrisii (Tasmanian devil), 3881 nucleotides long. RefSeq names its product acid-sensing ion channel 2. Bases 1219 to 2949 code for a protein of 576 amino acids. Gene Ontology annotation, biological process: sodium ion transmembrane transport. The record is from RefSeq and is a predicted model, not a curated record. The transcript is spliced from 10 exons. Gene Ontology annotation, molecular function: ligand-gated sodium channel activity. Gene Ontology annotation, cellular component: membrane. Lineage: Eukaryota; Metazoa; Chordata; Mammalia; Dasyuromorphia; Dasyuridae.
AGGUGGAGGUGGAAAAGGAGGAGGAGGAGGAGAGCAGGUGCUGCACAGCGCCCAGCCGCGCCAGCCGUGCGCGGCCGCAGCCCAAGUUCGCCCCGGGCUCCAGACGCCCCAGGUCGGGACGGGAAACCGGGAGAUAGUAGCGGGCCGCGGUUCUUGCAGCCUCGGGCGAGGAAGGGGCAGCCCGUGGCACCGAAGGUGCAGACAGGGGCUCCGCAGUCUCCCCGUUCCCGAUGCCCGGGCUGGGAGGAGGAGCCGCGGCAGGGGCAAGGGGGGUCGGAGCGUUCCGUUAACACUGACUGGACCUAGGAGAGCCGGCAGAGGGAGCGACGCUGCGCGGCCGCCGCCGCCUAAGGCUGAGUCUAAGCCGGGCCGGGGGAGCGAGCCCCCUGCCGUCCUGUCACCCAGAGAAGCUCCCGGCCCCAGGAGAGAGUCGGACGCAACCUAAGCGAGAGGAAGGGGCGACUGCCCCGGCGCGGGAUUAGGGGGAACGCAACAGCUGGGCGGGGGAGCAGCGUCUAGACCUCCCUCGGAGCAGCCCGGAGGGUCCGCUAGGGAAGGUGAGGAGGAGGAGGAUAACGGGAAGGGGCCACCCGGGCAAUCAGCUGCUCCUGCCAGCCCCAGCCCAGUCCUUCCACACCCACCCACCCACCCUCUCGCCCUGGAGUCAGGGGAGGCCUCUGGGGGCGCUCGUUCCCCAGCUCGCUGUCGCCAGUGUCCCAGCGACGCUGGGCUAGUGGACUGGGACUGGCGGGAUUUGUGGCAGGGAGGAGAAGGAAGCGGGCUCCUCGGAGCAGUCAUGUCGGUCUAGUGCUCCUCCCUCCGGAUCCCUCUCUAAGACCAGGAUCGGGGGAAAUCCGAAGCAGGGUCCCCCGGGGGCCAGGACGGCGGGGGCGGGAGCCGUUUGGCUUGGGGCUGGAGAGGCGGUGCCCGGGGGGUCCCCGAGAGAGGUAGUACGCGGAGAGACAUCCCGGGGCCAGCAGGGAGGAGAGCCGCUCCGGGAGAGGCCAGUGCCAGGGGCGGCCAGCGGAGGCAGUGCCCGGUCCCGGGUGGGUGCCCGCGGAGGCGGCGCCGGGAGGGCAUGCCGCGCCACCGGGGCUCCUUCCGGGCGCACGCUUCCCUGGCGCGGGCUGCGCGUUGCUGCUGCUGCUGCUGUUGCGGACUCCCAUGGCGGCUCCGCCUGGCCGGGGCUGCCUCCCCCUCCGGCCGCGGACUGAAUGAAUGAGCCGGAGCGGCGGAGGAGCCGGGCUGCCCCCCGCGGCGGGGGCGGCGGCGGCGGCGGCGGCGGCGGCGGCACUGAGCCCCUCGGGACGCUUCCGCAUGGCCCGCGAGGAGCCCGGGGGGGCGGCGGCAGUGGUGGUCGGGCACCCCGGGGGCGGCCGGAACGACGGCCGGGAGCGGGGGCUCCCGCGCUCGGGGCCCCGGCGAGGGCGGCUGCCACUCAGUCGCGCUAAACUGCACGGGCUGCGGCACAUGUGUCCGGGGCGCACGGCGGCCGGGGGCUCUUUCCAGCGUCGGGCGCUGUGGGUGCUGGCCUUCUGCACCUCGCUGGGCUUGCUGCUCUCCUGGUCCUCGAACCGCCUGCUCUACUGGCUCAGCUUCCCCUCUCACACGCGGGUGCAUCGCGAGUGGAGCCGCCAGCUGCCCUUCCCGGCUGUCACCCUGUGCAACAACAACCCGCUGCGCUUCCCGCGCCUCUCCAAGGGGGACCUUUACUACGCCGGCCACUGGCUCGGGCUGCUGCUGCCCAACCGCACCGCCCGUCCGCUCGUCAGCGAACUGCUCCGAGGGGACGAGUCUCGCCGCCAGUGGUUCCGCAAGCUGGCCGACUUCCGCCUCUUCCUGCCACCGCGCCACUUCGAGGGGAUCAGCGCCGCCUUCAUGGACCGCCUGGGUCACCAGCUGGAGGACAUGCUCCUCUCCUGCAAGUACCGGGGCGAGCUCUGCGGGCCCCACAACUUCUCCUCUGUGUUUACAAAGUAUGGGAAAUGUUAUAUGUUUAACUCAGGAGAGGAUGGAAGACCUCUGCUCACUACAGUCAAGGGAGGAACAGGCAAUGGGCUGGAGAUCAUGCUGGACAUACAACAGGAUGAGUACCUACCCAUCUGGGGAGAAACAGAUGAAACGACUUUUGAAGCCGGAGUGAAAGUUCAGAUUCACAGUCAGUCUGAGCCACCCUUUGUGCAGGAGCUAGGCUUUGGCGUGGCACCCGGAUUCCAGACUUUUGUGGCCACACAGGAACAGAGGCUCACUUACCUGCCCCCUCCUUGGGGUGAAUGCCGAUCUUCAGAGAUGGGACUCGACUUUUUUCCUGUUUACAGCAUCACAGCUUGUAGGAUUGACUGUGAAACCCGUUACAUUGUGGAAAACUGUAACUGCCGGAUGGUUCACAUGCCAGGGGAUGCCCCUUUCUGCACCCCAGAGCAGCACAAGGAGUGUGCGGAGCCAGCCUUAGGUCUACUUGCUGAAAAGGACAGUAAUUACUGUCUCUGCAGGACGCCCUGUAACCUGACCCGCUAUAAUAAGGAGCUCUCCAUGGUGAAGAUUCCCAGCAAGACUUCGGCCAAGUAUCUCGAGAAGAAAUUCAACAGAUCAGAAAAGUAUAUCUCAGAGAACAUUCUCGUUCUGGAUAUAUUUUUUGAAGCGCUCAAUUAUGAGACAAUUGAGCAGAAGAAAGCAUAUGAAGUUGCAGCCUUACUUGGGGACAUUGGUGGUCAGAUGGGAUUGUUUAUCGGUGCUAGUAUCCUUACAAUCCUAGAGCUCUUUGAUUACAUUUAUGAGCUGAUAAAAGAGAAGUUGUUAGAUCUACUUGGGAAAGAGGAAGAGGAAGGAAGUCACGAUGAAAACGUGAGCACCUGCGACACAAUGCCAAACCACUCCGAAACCAUCAGCCACACUGUGAACGUGCCCCUGCAGACGACUCUGGGGACCCUAGAGGAGAUUGCCUGCUGACACCCCCUGCCCCGAGGACGGCCCGUCCCCCACCCCAUGAAACAAAACAGAACUUUGCGACCCUGAGACCCAGGAAAGGGGACGGCAAGCUCAGGGCUGAACCCAAUGAAAAGAGUCAAUCGCUAUGCAUUAAGAAAUAUAGAUAGAUAUACAUGUACACCACACAUACACACAACAAAACAAAACAAAACAAUCUGCCAAAACCUAGCAAGAGCCACCUUUGACUUGAUUCCGUCCUCGUGAGCCGUGGGGUGUGACUCUUCCGAGGAAGAGAAUUCCAAUUUCGGAACUGUGCGUAACCAAGCCCGCCAUUUCUCCUACUUUACUGCCAAAUGUAUAAAACACUUGCAUGCCUGCCCUUUUUACUGCGCCGUGUCCACAUCUGUCUUUAGAAGCCACAUCCCUCUCUUUGCGGUGUCUGGUUUUCGCUCCACGACCGGAGCACCGGAGAACGGGAUCAAAGCCCUGAUCUCUUCCCGGUAACAAAAAUCACCCCGACUCGCUCUGCCGGCCCAAGGGGAAUAAAACCGAGCCACCAAGUGCGAAUCGGACAGAUCCUCGAGUGCAUUUUUGUCCUUGUGUAGUUUUCACUGGUUCUUCCAAGAAAGGGCCGCGCUCACGCCCUCCUCCCUAAACCCCAAGGGUCCUUAACACCAAAGGGACUGGCUCCCAGCUGAGCCCGGGACAGACUCAGUGACCUGGAAGAUCGAUUCAUGACUCCUCUGUUGUAUUUCUAUUGUCAUGUAGCUUGUACACCCCGGUCCUUUUUCUUUGAAAUGGGGGAGGAAAAGGUUGGUUGGGUUAUUAUUUUUUUUCCUGUUCAUUUUUUAAAGAUUUCAUGGGAUUUUGUUUGUUUGGAAUUUUCUUUACCAUUAAUUUAUUCUGUGCUUCAAACCACAAUCAUAUUAAAGCUGGUCUUGUGGAAAUGGCCA